UAAAAUCCCAGUUACUCAGAAAUCAGUGCAAAUCUGAUCAUCCAACGUGCAUUUUGCAUUUUAGUACAAAUAUCCGAACCUCGAAAUCCAUUGAUCAGUUUUCCACUAAAAUUGACAGGUCGGAAUUUUCACAUUCAAUAUUCAAUUUCGAGACCCCAGACAGGCCCAUUCAUUAUGUCUGCUUCUUGUCUAAAAUUCACAGUACCCUGAGAUUUCUUUUUCCUUCGAUCAUUUUGCCAUUUGGGUUUUGCUUAUUCUUGUACAUGCGUUUGGGGUUGCGAGGCGAAUUUACGUAGCAGGUGGAUCCAUUGUAUUUGGGACUACGUUCGACUUGUUUUCUUUUUAUCUGCUGGCUCAGAUUUGGGGUUUAGUAGGGCUUUUUGGGGUAUUUUGGAUUGGAGGGUAUAUUAUAUUUUGAGAUAGAAACAAUAAUUCGCACAAAGAUGGAGUGCAUUGAGGAUGGGAAGAAGAGGAAAUUAGACGAUGAAAGCAACGGUGGAGGAGCCAUGCAUCCAUCAGAGGAUGAUUUGAGGCAGCUUUUGAUUCCCUUGAGCAAAGACCAGCUCAUCACUCUCCUGGUCAAUGCAGGUUGUUUGUACCCUGUAGUUGCAGAUAAUAUUAGGGAUGUUGCAAGCAAGGACCCUGCUCAUCGGAAGCUGUUUGUGCGUGGACUGUCUUGGGAGACUUCUUCACAGACUCUGCGUGAAGCAUUUGAAAAGUAUGGAGAAGUUGAAGAGGGUGCCGUCAUCAUUGAUAAGGCAACUGGAAAGCCAAGGGGUUUUGGUUUUAUUACAUUUAAGCAUAUGGAUUCUGCUCAAAGGGCAUUGAAGGAGCCUAGCAAGACUAUUGAUGGUCGAAUCACAGUGUGCAAUCUUGCAACUGCUGGCACAAAUCCAGCACAAGCUGCUGACCAGUCUCAGAGGAAAUUGUACAUCGGUGGCCUCUCAUAUGAGACAUCCAGUGAAACUCUUAUAUCUAUUUUUUCGCAAUAUGGAGAAAUAGAGGAAGGUUCUGUUGCAUAUGAUAAGAGUACAAGCAAAUCCAGGGGUUUUGCUUUCGUUACAUUUAAGACUAUUGAAGCAGCAAAGAGAGCUCUUGAAGAUACAAACAGGAAUAUCGAUGGAAGGUCAGUUACCGUAAAACUUGCAAUUGAAGGUCAGAAGGAGAGAACAAUGCCGCAGGCUGCACCAUCUCCUCAAGGCCAGUUGGCAUCACAUGUUCCACCAGUUUAUGGCACAGUAAACCCAAAAUUUUCUUCCUAUCCAAGGCAACAUCCAUCAGUUCCUGCCCCACAAGCCUACCCCACACCUUUACCUGGAUAUGCUCCACAGCCUUCUUAUGUGACACAACCAUCAUAUGGGCAUACAUUUGCAGCACAACCUGUGUAUACAGGACUAUCUGUUCCCCAUGGAGCUGGUGCACCAACACAGUACAACCCAAGCUCUCAAUUUCCACAACAUGCAGCUAUUCAACUCCCACAAACUGUCCAACCUGGAAUGCCCACGAUAGGCACCACAAUGCCGGGAGUUCCCCCAUACUAUGGUCCAUCAUGAAGCAAAGUCAGAUAGCUUUGACGAUUGUGAUUAUUGACUUCUGAGGAGUUUAUUCUGAGAAUUGGGUGCUAACUGAAAGUUGUGUUUGGCUCCAAUUUCAGCAGGGAGAUACUUGGAGUUAUAUAUUUAAGUUUUGGGUCAUCAAGAAGAGUUAGUUUCUGGAGGCAUAUAUUUUCAUGGAGUCCAUACUUAGGAACAUGGAUAAGUUUUGCGCGCAUUUACAGUUAAGGAGCUUACACCUAGGACUGUGCAAAAGAUUUUGACUUAGCUCCAUUUUGUUCACACAGAUGUAGCACGUUGAAUUUGCCUACACUACAAGAUUGAGUCUCGCCAUAAUAACAGGUUUAAUGCUGUUUUGAUUCAUCUAACAUACUGCGAGCACAAUACCCUUUCCCUGUUUCUCAUCAUAUUUAUAUAUGGCAGAACAAGAGCUACUGAAAAUGGGAAUUUUCUUUUCAUUGUUUA
Messenger RNA from Cryptomeria japonica (Japanese cedar), 2018 nucleotides. Its product is annotated as UBP1-associated protein 2C. The transcript has 6 exons. Lineage: Eukaryota; Viridiplantae; Streptophyta; Pinopsida; Cupressales; Cupressaceae. Gene Ontology annotation, molecular function: RNA binding. The coding region runs from base 444 to 1553 and encodes 369 amino acids. The record is from RefSeq and is a predicted model, not a curated record.